Molecule: messenger RNA, 628 nt
Organism: Cutaneotrichosporon oleaginosum
Lineage: Eukaryota; Fungi; Basidiomycota; Tremellomycetes; Trichosporonales; Trichosporonaceae
Source: RefSeq, a predicted model, not a curated record
ACCGCAGCUAAGGCAGACGCCGCCGCACAGUCGCCAUGAGUCGGGGACUUCACACAGGUCUACGGCAAAGCCUGCAUCCCCAGACUCAUCCGCUGCUAUCCUCAAUCUUUCAAGGGCUCCAUGAUGUACGCUCGCCUGCAGACUUGCUGGCGGCGGCUGCAUGUGCCCUUCCAUGGCAGUUGGUCCAGGUUGCGCAAAGCAGCCUGCUCAAUGUCAGGUAGUCGCAGCCCAGCCGGCAGCCCCUCGAUGCCGGUCCCCUCUCUGAGGCCUUCGUGACCCGACACUGCACGCCGGGAGGAGUAUAUGGCAGGUUGCUGCUCUCCGCCGCUCUCCGCAGCACUUCGAUGCCACCCUUCCCAGCUUCAUGGAAUUCAACGUAGCGCGGAUGGAACGGGCCACUGUAAGGGAGACCGGCGCUCCAGCACUCGCGGGACGGCCUGCGCCGCGCCGCUGUAUCCCUCGUCUGCCGCUACCACACUCCGGCUUUCCUCCCGCUCCCCGAUCCCCUCCCGAAAAGGUACUCACCCCCAAACAAGCCCCCAGCUUCGUCUCACGCGCGUGACGUCUCGGACGCCAGAAAGUACCGCAUCGCGCGCACGCGCGACAUGUACAGCCACAUCGGCGCCCG